Malaclemys terrapin pileata is the source of this 3362-nucleotide messenger RNA. RefSeq names its product arginine-glutamic acid dipeptide repeats protein-like. The transcript has 3 exons. The record is from RefSeq and is a predicted model, not a curated record. NCBI's taxonomy places the organism in Eukaryota, Metazoa, Chordata, Testudines, Emydidae. The coding region runs from base 129 to 3362 and encodes 1077 amino acids.
GAAGACAGAAAAACUUAAACCUGAUUCCAAUUGCAGAAGCGACAGCAGGAGCAGCUACCGGAACUGGGCUCAAAGCAAAGCACUGGCCCAAAAAUCAAGGAUAUGACACCCAGCAGGAUGUCUCAUUGAUGGAAUCUGAAGAAGCCAAUGGGGGAGACCCCUUUCCCCCAGCAACCAGCAGCCCUACUGAGGAAAACCCUGAUCCUACACCAGCCAAAAGGGGUCAUUAUGCCACCACUGAGUCUGUAGAGAUGAGCACCGAGCUGCCUGGCUCUGCAGAAGGAGCACAGAUCUCCAUUGCCCAGGAUCCUCCAAGGCAUCUCUCUGCUGGGGAAUCAGCAGAGAUGUGUGGCAGAUCUUCUAACCCUGUUCUGUCAGGACUGGAACAAGGGGAGAGAGAUCUAAGGCACCAGAGAGGACUCUCAGAGUGGGAGAAAGAUCCUGCAGUACAAGAGAUAUCUUUGGAAAGACAGAGAUGGGAUCACGCCUCGAACUCUGAACAGGGGAAAUUAGCUCAUCCUGAAAGCAGUCAGUAUUCUUCCUUUCCCAACACAGUCCCACAGGCAAUAGCCACUCAUGACAAAAACCCGCAGGUACCGGCUCCAGCCCUUCAUAUUGAAUUUCCUCAGGAUCAGAAACAGUCCCUGGCAUGUCAUACUGCUGUCCCCCAGGCACAGCAUAAGGAAACCUCAAUGACAGACACAGUUCCCAGCCAGAGGGAACCAGCCACUAAACACUUCCUGGUGUGUAAAGAAGUUUCAGAGGUUCAUUGCAAGACUGAGACUUUGCAUGAUGACACUACUGGAGAUCCCCCCUUGCCGGGGUUGGACGUAGCAAAUGGGACCAUCAGAGAGCUCCCACCAAGUACUGAAGCAGUGGCAAGGACUGACGAGGAGCCAUCUCCUGGGAUGGAUGCAGUAGUCAGGAUGAAUCCCAUGCCUUCUGUAAAUAAUGAUGAAAAAGUGGGAGGCUUGCAGGGAGGGGGAGAGGAUACAGACUCUUCCUCUUCACAUCACCCACCCUACCCCUUAUUGGAUGACAGCCAAGGAAAUUCACAGCUGACAGGAGGAAAUGCAGAUGGAAAGAUGGUCCUAUCAUCCCAUGAGAGAGGGAACAAUGCUUUGGCCACAGACCAGAAAACAGAAGUGGCUGCUAGGCAAAGUCCAUCUGGUUCUAUAAACCUCCUUCUGGAGGAGGAGAAAGGAGCAGAUGAUGGAAGAGCAGAAGGCAGCACUGAAUCUCCAAGAGAGUGCGUCUUCCACAUACUGAAUGCUGCAAAAAACACAGAGCAGGAGGAGUGGCAGCAUGAGCAGCUAGAAUGGAGGGAGGAGCCCGAAGAGGGGGAGCAGUCAGAGCAGAAGCAGCCAGAGCUGGAACAGGAGGAGCCAGAAUGGGAGAAGCUAGAGAAGGAAGUGAAACCAGUGCAGGAGGAGCCAGUGUGGGACAGGGAAGAUCAGAAGGAAAAGAGGUGGGAUGAGCUGGAACAAGAGCCAGGGAGGGAAGAGGCGGAGCAGGAGGCUCCACCACCAGCACUCAAUCCAGCGUCACCUUCUCUCUCCAAGCAAAACUGGGACCUCCGUGAUGAGGGGGAGUGCACUUCCUCGGCUGAGGGAACAGGGCUGGCCUCUCUGCACCAGGUUUCAUUCUCCAAAGAUCAGCAUCCUGGUGAGGAUGAACUAUCCAGCAUAGCGUUGAAGGCCUGCAUUGGAGGAGCAAAUGUAAGAGCUCAGCCACCUGCUGUGAUAACGUCCAAAAGUCAGAACCCAGUGGGUGGGAGUUCCAUGAUGCACUCCCCCACUUGCCACAUCUCUGCGCACUGGGGAGACGUGGGGGUUUCUGACCCUUCCAGCUUCAUUUCUUUCAAUGGCCAAGAUUGUGAAGAAACCUGUCAGGAUAACAGAGCCAGUAAUGGUGAGGAUGGCCAUAGUGAUGAAGAUGGAAGGACAGUCCAGAGCUUUGAUGGAGGAGCCAUCUCUCCGUUAUGCAGAGAAGUAACCUCAUCUGGUGCAGGGAACCCAGACUCUUCUGGGACUCUGGACCCUUCUUCUGGUGCCAGGAACUUGGGAUCUUUUGGUCCCACAGAUCCCCAUCCUGUUGCAGAAAAAACAGCAUUUCCCAGUCAUCAUUAUUUCACUCUAGCCUCGCCAUCAGAGUUCAACUCAGCAGUAUCAGCACCUGGCCCAUCUCAGGAGGAUGCUGAUGAAAGAUCCCAAGUGAGCCCUGUGGGAUGUACUGACCUGGACAAAGCACCAGUCUCUGUACAGGACACAUCCAGCCAGACUUCUUACCUGCAGGAGGCAGCUUCUAGGGAAGGAGCCUCAGUGACCGCCAGCACAGAGGGUGUCCAGACUCCCCAUGGUCUGCUUACACCUGAGAAGGGCUUUAAUGAAGAGUCUAGUGCCCAACCUUCCAUUUCCAAGGCUUUCAGAAGUCCCCCUCCACAGCAGAGCCUGCCCAAGGACACAGAUGAAGUAGAAUCUACUCCUGCAGCUCCAGCUACAAUGCACUUGGAGUCAUCCCAAGCACCAGACAUGGCUCUUGCUCCCCCGAAUUCCCUGGAGAAAGACCAGAGGCACCAAAAGCCCCCAAUGAGAAGUUUUGUUUUCCAGGGAAAGGAAGUGGAAGCAAACGUCGUUCACGCAGCACAACACAACCCUUUACUUGAUGAGUCACAUUUGAGCUUAGAGGUGGAAGUGCUAGGAACAGGAAGUGCCCUUAACGCUGUACCGCAGCCCCCAGAACAAGCUGUCGUCCUUGCCCUGGAGCAGCACACACAGCCUCCUCCUCCUGUGCCUGAUGCUGACCAGCUCACGCACCCUCCAGCUCCUGCGCCCGGCUCACCUCUGGCCCCUGGUGCCACCCAGCUUGCCCACCCUCCGGUGCUUGCGCUCAGCUCACCUCCGGCCCCCGUGCCUGACGCCGACCAACUCGCCCACCGUCCGGCUCCUGUGCCCAGCUCGCCCCUGGCCCCUGCACCGGACGCCGACCAGCUCGCCCACCCUCUGGCUCCUGCGCCCAGCUUACCCCUGACUCCUGCACUUGAUGCCGACCAGCUCACCCACCCUCCAGCUCCUGCACCCAGCUCGCCCCCAGUCCCUGUGUAUGAUAUCACCCAACUCGCCCACCGUCUGUCUCCUGCGCCCGGCUCACCCCUGGUUCCUGCACCUGAUACCACCCAGCUCGCCCACCCUCCUGCACCCAGCUCGCCCUUGGCACCUGUGCCUGAUGCUGACCAGCUCGUCCACCCUCCAGGUCCUGCGCCCGACUCGCCCCCAGCCCUUGUGCCUGAUGCCAGCCAGCUUGCCCACUCUUCACUCACCUCUGGCUCCUUCACCCAGCUCACCUCUGGCUCCUGCACCUGA